Molecule: messenger RNA, 1316 nt
Organism: Enhydra lutris kenyoni (northern sea otter)
Lineage: Eukaryota; Metazoa; Chordata; Mammalia; Carnivora; Mustelidae
Product: beta-1,3-glucuronyltransferase 2
Exons: 4
Coding region: 1-990 (329 amino acids)
Biological process (GO): carbohydrate metabolic process; chondroitin sulfate proteoglycan biosynthetic process
Cellular component (GO): Golgi membrane
Molecular function (GO): galactosylgalactosylxylosylprotein 3-beta-glucuronosyltransferase activity
Source: RefSeq, a predicted model, not a curated record
AUGAAGUCCGUGCUGUUCAGCCGCUUCUUCAUCCUCCUGCCCUGGAUCCUAAUCGUCAUCAUUAUGCUCGACGUGGACACGCGCAGGCCCGCGCCCCCGCUCACCCCGCGCCCCUACUUUUCUCCCUACGUGGUGGGCCGCGGGGGCGCCCGACUCCCGCUCCGCAGGGGCGGCCCGGACAGCGGCCACCGGCGCGGCUGGGAGAAGCGGAACGACUCGCGGCCACAGCCGCGGCCGCGGCCCGAACCGCCUCUGCCCACCAUCUAUGCCAUCACGCCCACCUACAGCCGCCCGGUGCAGAAAGCCGAGCUGACCCGCCUGGCCAACACUUUCCGCCAGGUGGCGCAGCUGCACUGGAUCCUGGUGGAGGACGCGGUGGCGCGCAGCGAGCUGGUGAGCCGCUUCCUGGCGCGGGCCGGACUGCCCAGCACUCACCUGCACGUGCCCACACCGCGGCGCUACAAGAGGCCCGGACUGCCGCGCGCCACGGAGCAGCGGAACGCCGGUCUCGCCUGGUUGCGCCAGAGGCACCAGCACCAGCGCGCGCAGCCCGGAGUGCUCUUCUUCGCCGACGACGACAACACCUACAGUCUGGAGCUGUUUCAGGAGAUGCGAACUACACGCAAAGUCUCUGUCUGGCCAGUGGGCCUGGUUGGUGGGCGACGCUAUGAACGUCCGUUGGUGGAAAACGGCAAAGUCGUGGGUUGGUACACCGGCUGGAGAGCAGACAGGCCUUUUGCCAUCGACAUGGCAGGAUUUGCUGUAAGUCUUCAAGUCAUCUUGUCCAAUCCAAAAGCCGUAUUUAAGCGUCGUGGAUCCCAGCCAGGGAUGCAAGAAUCUGAUUUUCUAAAACAGAUAACAACAGUUGAAGAACUGGAACCAAAAGCAAGUAACUGCACCAAGGUCCUCGUGUGGCACACUCGGACAGAGAAGGUCAACCUAGCCAACGAGCCGAAGUACCGCCUGGACACAGUGAAAAUUGAGGUAUAAACUGAAGCAGCAGCUGGUGCAGUUUGCCGGCUAGUGGACGUGGGAGAGGAGCCCCGAGGUCAGGCUGCAGAACAUUCAGGUAUUGUUCGCUUGGCUUCAGGACGACAGCCCAUGUUGGCAUCUGACAGACAUCUGACAAGGCGUCUGUUUCAGCAGAGCUGGUCAGUUCACACAGCUGAUGGGGUGGCAGCAAGUGUACGUUUUGUUUUCAUUUGUUCUGCGUGUCUUCCCUACAACUGAACUGGUCUUUGUACAGUACAGCUAGUGCCACUGCAGGGUUCCGUUGUGAGUACCUUACGUACUUUUUUUUUUCCCAUUUGGCCUUU